AUGCAUAUCGAGCCCAAGGAUGAAAUCAUUGAACCAAAAGCCAAAGACGAGUCGGGAAUCGUCAAUCUCGCCCACUGUCGAGCUCUUGGCCCUAGCUACCGACUUCUUCCAAAACUUGAGAGACAGAAACCUUGCAGCGGCCGUGAUGAACUUUGCCAGAGUGUACUUAACGAUGAGUGGGCUUCGCAUCCUACCUGGGCUUCGGAAGAUUCUGGUUUUGUCGCCCAUCGUAAAAACCAACAUGAAGACUCUUUACAUCGUGUUGAAGAAGAUCGCCAUGAUUACGAUCACUACAUCGAAGCCGGAAUCCGGACAAUUCAGUUAAUGGAGGCUUUGCUGCAGCAAGUCUCGGUUAUGAGCGAAACUGACCGGGCGAACUUUAAACUACCACCGGGGUUAGGUGGCCAAAGCGAAACCAUCUACAAGAAGGUUAUCAAAAAGAUCUAUGAGAAGGAAUAUGGUCUUCGCAUCCUUGAGGAGCUGUUUUUAAACCCGUCUCAGGUUCUCCCUAUCGUUAUUGCUCGCCUAAAACAAAAGAUUGAAGAAUGGAAGCUCAGCCAGCGUGAAUGGGAAAAGGUCUGGCGGGAGCAAAUGCAAAAGGGAUACUGGAGGAGUCUUGACCAUCAAUCCUCUAUUAAUAAGAAAGACGACAAGAAGCUCCUCACAACGAAACACUUCCAAGCGGAAAUACAGGCUAAAUUUGAAGAAGCAAGAGCACUUCGUCGAAGCGGAUAUCCGGUACUUAGUUACCAAUUCAAGCAUACUUUCACCGACUCGGAAGUUAUCCUUGACGCCACACACCUGGUACUUUGCUACAUCGAUCAUAAUUCAGCUGGUUUCGGCACCGAUCCUCAAAAGGUGAUGAAUUUCGUGAGAGACUUCAUCCCUGUAUUUUUUGGUAUGGAUCGAGACGCAGUGAGAACAUACCUGAGCGAAGUUUACGACACCACUCCCGUUAAUGAAGACAUGGAUAAUGAAAGUGUGCCAUCCGAUGAAAUAAAUGGGCUUCGUACUCGACGUAUGGUUAAUAGUAAAAAGUUGGACCUUCUACGUGACGUCCUCGAUAAUCGUGGUGAUAAGUCAUUGAGACCUGAUGGUGACAAGUUUACACCGUCGAUUAGCCGUUUUUCCACUCCAGGACUUGGGUCCACUACUGGUUCAACUCCGGCGCCUGAUUCUAAUGGGACUUUCGAUUCCGCUGAGCUACAGUGGAUGGAACAUCCUAAUCAAGGGAACUUCAACCAACAGCGCGAGUACCCAUUGAAUGAGCCUUAUAAGAAAAAAGUGCAUCAUCUUUACGGAAAUCUAACCAUUUACUGCUUCCUUCGCACCUUUGAGAUGCUAUAUACGCGCCUCUUGCACUUAAAGGGAGGUGAAGAAGCGGCCCAUGAAGAAUUGCGUCGCGCAAUCGCCCCCAAAGCAGCUCACGAUUUAGGAAUGUUGGACAAGAUACCAAAAGAGUUCUUUUAUGACACGGAUCCAAAAUCGAAUCUUUAUCAGCAAAUGAUCCGCAUGUGCGAAGAAGUUGUGAAAGGUAACGCAGACACCUCUCACCUAGAAGAGAUUUUACGCCGCUUCUACAACAGAAACCGUGGCUGGGAGCUUUACACGCUUGAUAAACAACUCGCCGCGAUCGCAAAAUUUGCAAGUAAUAUCUUCAACACGGAUCCAAAAGACAAGAGCGCCGACAUUGUGAAUCUUUUCUUCAAGGAGAGGGACAAGGAAGAGACGACUCAUAACCACGAAAUUCAGUACCGCAAGCAGGUGGAAAAGAUGAUAAAGGAUGGAGAUAUCUACCGUAUCUCUUACGUACCCACUUCAAGCACUGCAACAAUUCAGCUCUUCACUACUGAAGACAGCACCCUCGAAAAUAACGAUUUGACGCCAGAAGCGAAGUGGUCCUAUUAUGUAUCUGCGUAUAGCAUGCGUGACCCUACCGAGGGGGUUUUAUUUUCCGAUAUGCGCAUUCCGUUCCUAAAACGUAAUCUGCCUCCAAAGCUGGAAUCUGAUGAAGAGUACAGCCAGUUCUUCAGGCCCCUGAUCAGCAACGAGGGCUUGGUAAUUCGGAUCUGCGCCAAUAGCUAUCACAUUCUCUACGAGCCGGGAACAGAGGAAUGGUGGUGCCGCAUUCCACAACCAAAAGAUACUCAAAAGAGCGCUAUCGGGGAUCAUACCGUGGUCAAGGAAAAGCGGAAGGAACGUUUCAGGGAAAAGUUCAUGAACAAUUCUAGUUGGGUCCACGGCUUGAACGAGGAAGAAGUUGAGGAAUCAAAACAGCGGUUCAGAACAUGGGUUGGAGCUACCGAUAAAGAUAGCCCGCACUCGGAGAAAAGCCCAGUGGGAAAGUCCGAAGAUCAACAGGAUAAUGUGGAUGAGGUUAUGACUAAUGCUGAUUGA
Uncinocarpus reesii 1704 is the source of this 2397-nucleotide messenger RNA. RefSeq lists its product as uncharacterized. Gene Ontology annotation, biological process: negative regulation of transcription by RNA polymerase II. Bases 1 to 2397 code for a protein of 798 amino acids. The transcript is spliced from 3 exons. Gene Ontology annotation, cellular component: chromatin; Sin3-type complex. The record is from RefSeq and is a predicted model, not a curated record. Gene Ontology annotation, molecular function: transcription corepressor activity. Lineage: Eukaryota; Fungi; Ascomycota; Eurotiomycetes; Onygenales; Onygenaceae.